This is a messenger RNA of Carassius gibelio (silver crucian carp), 708 nucleotides long. Its product is annotated as glutaredoxin domain-containing cysteine-rich protein 2-like. The transcript has 3 exons. The record is from RefSeq and is a predicted model, not a curated record. NCBI's taxonomy places the organism in Eukaryota, Metazoa, Chordata, Actinopteri, Cypriniformes, Cyprinidae. The coding region runs from base 1 to 708 and encodes 235 amino acids. Gene Ontology annotation, biological process: sensory perception of sound.
AUGGAGGAGCUUCAGAGGGAACCAGACAGCUUGAGCGAGGGCAAGCCCAGGAAGGUGAGGUUCAAGCUGGCCUCGUCGUACAGCGGCCGGGUGCUGAAGCAUGUGUAUGAAGAUGGACAGGAGCUGGACAGUCCAGAGGAGCAGUACCCUCACAGCUUCAUCCACACCAAGAUGGAGAUGGGACAUCUGUGUGGCUUAGAAGAGAUGCAGGACCAGAGUUUGUACCCCCCGACAGGCCUGAUCGCCCAGAGGAUAAACGUCUAUCGAGGAGUGACGGGAUACAACUCCCUGGCGUGUGCAGAUCUUCAAGAAGGAGAUAAUAAAGAACCGGUAUUAGAUUUUGGAAAGAUUAUUAUCUACACCAGCAACCUGAAGAUUAUUCGAGCUCCUCACAGAAGAGGAGAAUCUGGAAGGAGUCCUCACCGCAGCCGGGACAGAAAAGAAAGUUCACCAGGACGGGAGUCCCGGAGCAAAGGGAGACAUAGAACAGCACGCUCCUGCGCAGAGGAACCGAACACAAUGACUGAACAAAAGCAGGAAGCAGGCUCCUGUGGACAGUGCGGAGGUUCAGGUUCUGAGCCGUGCUCCCUCUGUCAUGGCAGCAAACUGUCCAUGCUGGCCAAUCGCUUCAACGAGUCAAUCAGAGAGCUGCGCUGUCCAGCAUGCAAUCCCCACGGCCUACAGCGCUGCCAGUCCUGCACACACUAA